Hevea brasiliensis (rubber tree) is the source of this 1154-nucleotide messenger RNA. RefSeq names its product protein RGF1 INDUCIBLE TRANSCRIPTION FACTOR 1. The record is from RefSeq and is a predicted model, not a curated record. Bases 232 to 966 code for a protein of 244 amino acids. Lineage: Eukaryota; Viridiplantae; Streptophyta; Magnoliopsida; Malpighiales; Euphorbiaceae. The transcript has 5 exons.
UCCACGCUUUAAUGAGGCCAACCGCCUCCUCCCCUCUCUUUCUCUCUACUCUCUAGCAUGGUCUCUACUGUUCUUUCAUUGGUAACAGUAAACCACACGAGUAGCAUCAGUUGACAGGCGCCGUUCCUCUCUCUUUCUCUCUGCAAUUAUAGUUGCUCCACCACUAUCUUCAUAAACCCUCACCCAAUUCUACUUGUCUCUCUCAUCGAAGUUCAAAUACGAAAAGAAAUCAUGCUGGUUUCUUCACAUCUACUUCCUCACUGGCUUCAAGUUCUUUUCACAGAGAAGUUCUUCAACGCUUGUAUAAUUCACGAAGAAGCAAAGAAGAAUGAAAAGAACAUAUACUGCUUAGACUGUUGCAUCAGUAUAUGCCCUCACUGCUUGUCUCCCCACAACUCUCACCGCCUCUUGCAGAUAAGAAGGUAUGUUUAUCACGAUGUAAUAAGGCUGGGCGAUGCUCAGAAGCUGUUCGACUGCGCCUUUGUUCAAUCCUACACCACUAACAGCGCAAAAGUGGUAUUUUUAAACCCAAGGCCUCAAACAAGACAAUUCAGAGGCUCCGGCAACGUGUGCGGCACCUGUGACAGAAGUCUACAAGACCCUUAUCUCUUCUGCUCUCUUUCCUGCAAGGUUGAUUGUAUCAUUAAAACAAAAGGUGUGAGUGGGCUCUCAAGUUUUCUCUUUGAUUGCAACUUUUUGUCCUUAUCCGAGCCGGUUUCAGACGACGGUUUGAUGACUCCAGACUCAGUGCUUGAACCGAACGCUUCAACCCGGACAUCUUCUAGUUCAGGUGGGUGUGGUGGGGUUGGGUGCAGGACGCUUGCUUGCACUGCUACAACUGAGAUUGUGAGAAAGAAAAGGAGUAGUUUGUCGGCUUGCCGGCCAAUAUUCCCACGGAUAUCCGAAAUGUCGGCUGGUAUGAUGAACCGGAGAAAGAAGACUCCGAACCGGGCUCCGCUCUAUUGAAUAGCGUAGAACAACGGCGGGAGAGAGUAGUGAGGGAGGGGGAGAUAUAUUUGGUAAUUUAUUGUUUGUAGGAGGGUAAUUUGGGGACAAUGAAUGAAAACUCUGCCUCACUCUCUCACUCCAAUUUUAGUGGUUUGGUUCUGGCAAAUCAAAUUAUUCAAUUUUAGUGUUUUGCUGCCUUUUCUUCA